AUGAGCACCCGAGUGUCCUGGACCUUGCAGGAGCUGGAGAGCGUAUUGAGGGAAAGGCAGCAGGACCGCAUGGGACCCGAGGAGAGGAAGAGGAAGGGCAUGGUCCCCUACCUCGGAUUGUUUCUUGCUGACCUGCCUAAAGAGAAACUCCUGGAGCAUAAUGAGGACGUCGCUAUCCUCCAGGACGAGAUCAUGGUGCACAAGCACAUGGCCGGGGUGUAUGACCUGGAGAGGGACGAGCACUUCAUGUCCUCUGUCCAGGCCCUGGAGUUCCUGGAUGAGGAGCAGAGCUACACGCUGUCCUGCCAGCUGGAGCCCCCAGCCCAGAGGGCCGGCAUAAAGGGACUGUUGCAGUUCUUCAGGCCCCACAAGAUGUAAACUUACGGGCCGGCCAGGGCCAGCUGCUGUCAUCGGGCCCGCGGCCCUGCUGGUGUCCUGGCUGCAUGUGGAGGAGAGCUGCUUCCCCUUUGGGCAGGCGGCGCUUGGCGCCCCAGGACCCCAGUCUGCUUGCUGCUCCUCUUCCUCCCGCUGCUCAUCCUGAGCCCCUGCUGGGGCAGCUGCUCUGGCACCUCCUCCGUCGGCCACCUCGGGAAGCUCCCCAGGCUCCCA
This is a messenger RNA of Manis pentadactyla (Chinese pangolin), 609 nucleotides long. RefSeq names its product ral guanine nucleotide dissociation stimulator-like. NCBI's taxonomy places the organism in Eukaryota, Metazoa, Chordata, Mammalia, Pholidota, Manidae. The record is from RefSeq and is a predicted model, not a curated record. Gene Ontology annotation, biological process: small GTPase-mediated signal transduction. Gene Ontology annotation, molecular function: guanyl-nucleotide exchange factor activity. Bases 1 to 378 code for a protein of 125 amino acids. The transcript has 5 exons.